CUGCGCUGCGUUGAGUGACUCCGGGAAGGCGGCUCACUCCGCGGAGGACACGGAAGGCAGCGGUGGGGGGACUCAGCGACAGGAUGGGCAGGCUGCCGAGGCUCAGCUGCGGGACCCUCCUGGUGCCCGCCUUGCUCCUGCUCCAGGCACUCCGCAGCUGCCAGAGCCACGAAGUUGUCCUGCUAGAUUUCUCCAAGGCCCAGGGGGAUCUCGGAUGGCUCAAUCAUCCCUAUGGAAAAGGGUGGGAUCUUCUUCAGAACGUUAUGAACGAAUCCCUCAUCUACAUCUACUCCGUCUGCAACGUGCAGGAAGGCGAUCAGGAUAACUGGCUGAGGACCAACUGGAUCUACCGCGGGGAAGCCCAGCGUAUCUUCAUUGAAAUCCAAUUCACAGUCCGGGACUGCAACACCUUCUCACCUGGGACGGGCACCUGCAAAGAGACUUUCAACCUCUUCUACGCGGAGUCGGACGUCGACUACGGCAUCAAUUUCCAGAAGCGCCAGUUCCAAAAGAUUGACACGAUCGCCCCCGACGAGAUCACCCUGCUGGAGGACUUCAGCACCCGCAAUGUCAAGAUCAACGUGGAGGUGCGCUCGGUCGGGCCCCUCACCCGGAAGGGAUUCUACGUGGCCUUCCAGGAUAUCGGGGCCUGCGUGGCACUCCUCUCCGUCCGAAUCUACUACAAGAAGUGUCCCGCCGUCUUCCGCAAUAUGGCCAGCUUCCCGGAAACCAUUGCUGGGGCCGAUUCGCAAGCGCUGGCCAAGGUGCCUGGUACCUGUGUGGCAGAAGCUGUGGCAACCGAGGAGCCCUUCAUGCACUGCAACUCGGACGGGGAGUGGCUGGUGCCUAUUGGCGAGUGCCUUUGCCGAGAAGGAUAUGAAAAAGACGGCGACAGCUGCAGGGCUUGCUCGCCAGGAUUCUUUAAACAAGACGUCUCCAACAGCGCCUGCGCGAAGUGUCCCGCACACACACUGCCUUCUUUGGAAGGCUCCACUUUGUGUCCUUGUGAGGAAGGCUACUUCCGGGCUCCGAGUGAUCCGGUUUCCAUGGCGUGCACAAAGCCCCCCUCUGCUCCUCAGGGGGUGACAGCGAUCGGUCUGGGGGCUAAAGUCCAGCUGCGUUGGUCUCCGCCCCAGAACUCGGGAGGCCGCCAAGAUGUCAGCUACCGAGUGUCGUGCGAACAGUGCUGGCCAGACUCGGGGGACUGCCGAUCUUGCGACACCGCUCUCCGAUAUUCGGACAAUCCGCACAAACUCACCGGCACAUCCUUGACGGUUAGCGAUCUGGAGCCACACGUAAACUACACUUUCACCGUAGAAGCCCAAAAUGGCGUGUCCUCCUUCAGUACCCAGCGCAGCUACGGAGUCACGAGCAUCAGUGUCAAUCAGACAGAACCACCAAGAGUAACUUCAGUGACCAUGGACAGUCGGACCACUACUAGUUUAACAUUGUCUUGGACCGUCCCUCCUCGCCAACAGAGCCAUGUUUGGAAAUAUCAGGUUACUUACAAGAAGAAGAAGGAUGAAAACAGCUAUUCAGUCCUGCGCUCCGAAGGGAACUCCGUCACCCUCCAUAAGCUGACCCCUAAGACCAAGUAUCUGGUGAGCGUCCAGGCGCUGACCCAGGAGGGUCACGGAGCCCACAGCAUGGAGCACGAGUUUGAGACCCUCCCUGAAAAUCCAAAUGGUGUGAAUACGGCCGCAGUCCUCGGAGGAUCCAUUGCUGGCUUCAUCUUCAUGCUUGCUGUCAUUGUGAUACUUUUUCUCUUCCUUCGACAAAGGAAAAAGAAUUUGCGGGCCCGGCAAACUUCAGAAGAUGUUUACUUUUCCAAAUCUGAUCAGCUCAAACCCCUGAAGACCUACGUGGACCCCCACACUUACGAAGACCCCAAUCAGGCGGUCUUGAAGUUCACCACCGAGAUCCACCCUUCCAGCAUUUCUCGGCAUAAAGUGAUCGGAGCAGGAGAAUUUGGUGAGGUUUACAAAGGCAUUCUGAAAAGUGGCAAGAAGGAGAACCCCGUGGCCAUAAAGACGCUGAAAUCCGGCUACACCGAAAAACAACGCAUUGACUUUCUGAGCGAGGCAAGCAUCAUGGGGCAGUUCUGUCAUCAAAACAUCAUCCAUUUGGAAGGAGUGGUCUCCAAAUUUAAGCCUUUCAUGAUCAUCACCGAAUACAUGGAGAACGGUGCCUUGGAUAAGUUCCUACGGGAAAAAGACGGGGAGUUUUGCGUCAUCCAGUUGGUAGGCAUGUUGAGAGGAAUCGCUUCCGGGAUGAAAUAUUUGGCCAGCAUGAACUACGUCCAUCGGGAUCUGGCUGCUCGCAAUAUCCUCGUGGACAGCCAGCUAGUCUGCAAAGUCUCCGAUUUUGGUCUGUCCCGUGUCCUGGAGGAUGAUCCCGAAGCUACUUAUACCACCAGCGGCGGGAAAAUCCCCAUCCGAUGGACGGCACCCGAGGCCAUCUCUCAUCGCAAAUUCACUUCCGCCAGCGACGUCUGGAGCUACGGAAUCGUCAUGUGGGAGGUGAUGUCCUACGGCGAUCGGCCUUACUGGGAGCUCUCCAAUCAUGAGGUCAUGAAGGCCAUUAAUGAGGGUUUUCGACUCCCUGCCCCCCUGGAGUGUCCUUCUGCCAUCUACCAGCUGAUGAUGCGAUGCUGGCAACAAGAAAGAAGUCAGCGGCCUAAAUUCACGGACAUCGUUAGCAUCCUGGACAAGCUCAUCCGCGCUCCGGAGUCGCUCAAGACUUUGGCAGAGUUUGACCCUCGGAUUUCCAUCCGUUUACCCAGCACCAGCGGCUCAGAGGGAGUCCCAUUCCGAACUGUGGCAGAGUGGCUGGAGUCCAUCAAAAUGCACCAGUACACAGAGCACUUCCUAGAGGCUGGUUACAACGUCAUUGAGAAGGUGGUGCAGAUGACCAACGAGGACAUCAAGAGAAUCGGCGUGCGUCUCCCAGGACACCAGAAGCGAAUUGCCUACAGCCUCCUAGGACUGAAAGAACAAGUCACCACCAUUGGCAUUCCGAUUUGAGCUGGAGAAAUUGUAAUCCGAUUGUCGGUAGCUCCGUGGCCCUCUGCGUGGCUAUCGUUCUUUGCUUGCUCUCAGCCUAGGACCAUUCACAAAACAGACUUCCUGGUAUAUACUUGAAGUGGAGCAUCAACGGGACCCCUCCUCACCAAAGAUGCUGGCAGUUUAGUGCCUCUCUUCCCCACCCUUGCUUCACAGCCUCGUAUUUAUUGCCUGUCUUCUGAAGAAUUCGUUGGAGACGCCAAGGUGGCAUUUGAUGGUCCAGGACAGUGCCUUAUUCCUUCAAACAGAGGGGCCACGUGGCAUCCUGCCAGCCUGAGAAGUCUUGCCUGGAAAGACUCUCAGGCUACUGAAUGUUUGUAAACCCCCCCUCCCACACAGCCCUUCUUUAGUCCCCUUUCUCCAUUUUGACCCCCAAAACCCUUGACUGCAACUUGCGAUCAUUGGUCCACUGCUGGUGUGCCACACUGCUCUCCUGAUUUUUUUCUUCUUCCUGAAACCAACGCCUGCUCCUCCUUUUCACAUUCAAAUAUCUUAGGGCCGCGAUGGUGAACCUGUGGAACGCAUUCCUGAGAUGGCACGCAAAGCCCUCUCUGUUGGCACAUGUGCCAUUGCCAGCUGUCCUUCUGGUUUCUGGCCAGCUGGUCUUCACUGGCACCAAAGCAUUGGAAAGUGGCCUGAAAAACAGGCCUUUGGGGGCAUUUUGGGGCUGGUUUUGGGGCCAUUUGGGGCAGUGGUGAGUUUCAAAUUUUUUUAUAACCUCUUCUGUAGGUGUGGUCUGCUUUGUGGGAG
Thamnophis elegans (Western terrestrial garter snake) is the source of this 3812-nucleotide messenger RNA. RefSeq names its product EPH receptor A2 (gene EPHA2). The transcript is spliced from 17 exons. The record is from RefSeq and is a predicted model, not a curated record. NCBI's taxonomy places the organism in Eukaryota, Metazoa, Chordata, Lepidosauria, Squamata, Natricidae. Bases 84 to 3023 code for a protein of 979 amino acids. Gene Ontology annotation, biological process: protein phosphorylation; axon guidance; cell surface receptor protein tyrosine kinase signaling pathway. Gene Ontology annotation, cellular component: neuron projection; plasma membrane. Gene Ontology annotation, molecular function: protein binding; transmembrane-ephrin receptor activity; ATP binding.